Schistocerca gregaria is the source of this 633-nucleotide messenger RNA. RefSeq names its product odorant receptor Or2-like. Gene Ontology annotation, biological process: detection of chemical stimulus involved in sensory perception of smell; sensory perception of smell. Bases 86 to 475 code for a protein of 129 amino acids. Lineage: Eukaryota; Metazoa; Arthropoda; Insecta; Orthoptera; Acrididae. Gene Ontology annotation, cellular component: plasma membrane. Gene Ontology annotation, molecular function: odorant binding; olfactory receptor activity. The record is from RefSeq and is a predicted model, not a curated record. The transcript has 5 exons.
CUGCAGUCAUGGACUGUGCGGCUGAUCCCGGCAGAGGUUCGAGUCCCCCCUCGGGCGUGGGUUUCUACAAAGACUGGAGAAGGCUAUGAACAUCAUGGUGCUUAUACAGCUUUCCUUCUCAAUGCUCAAUCUUUGUAUGGCAUUGUACCAGCAGACUAAAAUUCCGGAUUUGUCUUCAGCACUAAAAUACAUACUUUAUCUACCGUUCCCUACAAUGAAAAUCUUUUUCUACUGUUGGGCCGCUCACAAUGUAAAGGAACAGGGUGAGGAGGUCUCUUGGGCUGCCUAUAGAUGUGCUUGGCCUGAUAAUAAUAAGGAUUUUAGGAAGAACUUGGCAAUUACUAUGUGCAGAGCGCAGAGACCGUUGCUCCUGACUGCGGGGCAGAUCUAUCCAAUCAAUAAGAAUGCAUUUGUCUCGCUGCUGAAGGCAUCAUAUUCAUACUACACAUUGCUGCGACAGUUUGAAGACAAAUGAAUUCAAUCAUAAGGUCAACAAGGUUGAAGAGUUGUUUCCUGAAUUAUCAUUCACACGUAAGGAAUGGCAAACAAAGCAGAAAGAAAACUCAACACUGAUUAUAUUAAUAUAAAAUCCAAAACAAUGCUUUUAUAAUUACCAUCAUUGUUUUCAUGUAG